Molecule: messenger RNA, 1248 nt
Organism: Camarhynchus parvulus
Lineage: Eukaryota; Metazoa; Chordata; Aves; Passeriformes; Thraupidae
Exons: 3
Coding region: 1-993 (330 amino acids)
Source: RefSeq, a predicted model, not a curated record
AUGGCCACGCCCUCCUGGCGCACCUGCACGGGCACGCUGUGGACACGGAAACUUCCAGAACCAGGACUGGAACUGGAACCGGAACCUGAACUGGGAGAGAGAAACUUCUGGAACCGGAACUGGAACCGGAACUGGGAAACCUCUGGGACCGGAACCAGGAUCAGAACUGGCACCGGGACCGGGGCAGGGAAACUCUGGAACCGGAACCGGAACUGGGACUGGAAACAGAACCGGGACCAGGAAAACUCCGGAACCAGGACCGGGACAGGGAAACUUCUGGAACCGGAACCGGAACUGGGAUUGGGACCAGGAAAGCUCUGGAACUGGAACCGGAACCGGGACCAGCACCGGGACUGGGAAACAACCAAAACCAGGACUGGAACCAGGACGCUGACUGGAACCGGAGCCAACCGGGACUGGGAACAGGGAAUCUCUGGAACCGGGGCUGGGAAACCACCGGAACCGGAGCCCUGCGGAACCGGGACCGUCCCACAGACAGGACCGUUCCGGAACCGGAACCCCCCCAGAACCAGAACCGGGACCGUUCCGGAACCGGGACCCCCCGGAGCCGUCGGACAGGAGGGGAAGGGACUCGAGGGCGCGUUCCCAUGGCCACGGACCUUUGGGGGGGACCCCUGGGACCCCAAACUCCAUUCCUGGCCCCAAGAUCCAUCCCGGACCUUCGGGAAUCCAUCCCGGAUCCUGGAAUCCAUCCCGGACCCUGGAAUCCAUUCCAAAUCCUGGAAUCCAUCCCGGACCCCCCCAAAUCCAUUCCAGAGCCCAAGGAUCCAUUCCAGACCUUUGGGAAUCCACUCCAGAUCCCCGAAAUCCGUUCCAGACCCUCGGGAAUCCAUUCCCGACCCCCCCAAAAUCCACGUUGGAGCCCCCAGAUCCGUUCCUGACCCCGCGAGUCCAUUCCUGACUUUUGGGAAUCCAUUCCAGACCCCAAAAAAUCCAUUCCAGACCCCCCAGAAUCUGUUUCAGACCCCCUGAAUCCAUUCCAGACGUUUGGGAAUCCAUUCCAGACCCCCCAAAUUCCAUUCCAGACCCCCCCAAAUCCAUUCCAGACCCCCCAAAAUCCAUUCCGGACGCUCGGGUGACCCCACCCCUCCCCCCCCAGUGUCGGGACCCCUCCGGUGUCACCAAGAGAGACAAAAAGAGGGAAAAUGUCCCCAAAAUGUCCCUGGGGGCUGCCCCCGCCCCUCCCCCCAUUAAAGCCCCUCCCAUCUGCGCUGCCCGUGCGAUCUC